AUGUCCUCAGAAAAAAUUCGUAAAAGACCAGUAGUCAACAAAGAAAUAAAACAUAAAGAUGAAUUUAUAAAAAUUUUUGAUGAUAAAAAAAUAAAAACUUUAUCAUUAAUCAUUCCAUCAAUACUCACAUUAUUGUCAUUUAUUACAAGAUUUUAUAAAAUUUAUCAUCCAAAUAGUGUUGUAUUUGAUGAGGUUCAUUUUGGUAAAUUCGCAAGUUAUUAUCUUCGUAGAACUUAUUAUUUUGAUGUUCACCCACCUCUUGGAAAAUUAAUGAUCGCUGGAAUGGCUUAUCUCUUGAAUUAUGAUGGUCAUUUUUUAUUUGAUCAUAUUGGUGAUGAUUAUUUAGAAAAUAAUGUGCCUUAUAUUGGACUAAGAGCGCUGACUGCUACAUUUGGAGCUUUUUAUGUUCCUUUAGUUUAUUUCAUAAUGAUGGAAUCUGGUUAUAAUAUAUUUACUGCAAUACUAGCAGCUGUGCUAAUUCUUUUUGAUAAUCUAUUGAUUUGUCAAACACGCUUGAUUCUUCUUGAUUCGAUGUUGUCAUUUUUCAUGUUGUGUACAUUUUAUUCCUAUAUUAAAUUUUAUAAAUACCGAUACAGAGAAUUUUGUAAUGAAUGGUGGUUUUGGUUAAUUACAACUGGUAUUUCUCUGGGAUCAAUGUCAAGUGUAAAGAUGGUUGGUUUAUUUACAUUCAUUACAAUUGGUAUUAUGGUAAUAAUUGAUUUAUGGAGAUUAUGGGAUAUCAAAACUGGUUUAUCAUUAAAACGAUUUAAUAAACAUUUUCUGGGUCGUAUAUUUGGAUUAAUAAUUGUUCCUAUUUGCGUUUAUUUAUUUUGGUUUUAUAUUCAUUUUGCAAUACUAAAUACCACCGGUCCUGGUGAUAAAUACAUGAGCCCAGAAUUUCAACAAACGCUACAUGGCAACAUAUUAUUAAAGGAAAGCCAGCCAAUAUAUUACAAUGAUACUAUUGUUUUAAAGCAUAAAGAUACAAAAGUUUUUCUACACUCGCAUAUUCAUCAUUAUCCAAGAAAAUAUGAUGAUGGACGUGUGAGUAGUGCAGGUCAACAAGUAACAGCAUAUCGCUAUCAAGAUAAAAAUAAUCAUUGGAGGAUCUUACAACCACCACUGUCAUUGUUACACCAUUUCUCAUUGUCAUCAUUCAAUAAUAAAAAUUCUUCAUCACCACUAUCAUCAAAUAAUAGUUUGAUUAAAAAUAAAGAUUUUAUUAUGUUAGAGCAUGUGAAUACCGAUACACUGUUAUUGACUCAUGAUGUGGCAAGUCCAUUAUUGCGCACAAAUCAAGAAUUCACCACCAUAGAUAUCGCGACCACAGACAAUUAUGAUAGAUUGGAUGAAACCAUAUUUCAAGUUUUUAUUGAGAAUGGCGACGAAAAUACCUUUUGGAAAACUAAAGCAAGUUAUAUUAAAUUGGUGCAUUGGAGAACUAAAGUAGCACUUUGGACUCAUGAUUCUAGAUUACCAGAAUGGGCAUUUAAUCAACAAGAAGUUAAUGGAAAUAGAAUUAUUACCGAUGAUUCAAACAUCUGGGUGGCUGAUCAAUUAAUUGGUAAAAAUGUAACAGGACUAUCAGAAACAAAAGAACCAAUAGACAAUGUCCCAUUUCUAAAAAAAUUUAUUGAAUUACAAUCAUUAAUGAUUAAACGCAAUUCCAGAAACACAAAACCCCAUUCAUAUCAAAGCUCACCAAGCAGUUGGUUAUUCUUAUCCAAAGGUAUAUUAUUUUGGAAAAAUAUUGAGGAAAAACAACAAAUUUACUUAUUGGGCAAUCCAAUCAGUUGGGCUUUAUCUAUGUUUGGCAUAGAUUAG
Molecule: messenger RNA, 1824 nt
Organism: Entrophospora sp. SA101
Lineage: Eukaryota; Fungi; Glomeromycota; Glomeromycetes; Entrophosporales; Entrophosporaceae
Source: the annotation of a GenBank genome assembly